Messenger RNA from Phytophthora infestans T30-4, 1112 nucleotides. Its product is annotated as alcohol dehydrogenase, putative. The record is from RefSeq and is a predicted model, not a curated record. Gene Ontology annotation, molecular function: oxidoreductase activity. The transcript has a single exon. The coding region runs from base 21 to 1112 and encodes 363 amino acids. Lineage: Eukaryota; Oomycota; Peronosporomycetes; Peronosporales; Peronosporaceae.
UCAACAGCUAACCCACAAAGAUGGCUGUUAAUUCCGCCGUGAAUGUCGCUGUAAUUUCCACCAUAUCUCCGUGCAACAAGAUCGAGACCAAGAUAACCCAUUUACCUGCCACAUAUCGCGCUUACGAAUACAAGAGCUAUGGUACUCCAGAAGCCAACCUCUUUCUCUCUAAUGACGUGUCCAUGACCCCGCUCAAGCCCACACAACUACGCAUCAAGAUCCACAGCGCGGCACUCGACCAGAAGAUCAUGCAAGACUUCGGACUCGUCGUCACCGGCCGUCAACCCUCAUCUGACAAACCCUUCGGUAUGGGAUUCGAUGUCGCCGGUAUUAUCGUCGAGUCCGGCACCGACACGCACCAGUUCAAGGUGGGCGACGCCAUUUUCGCUAUGGCGCCGCUCUCAAGCUUCGGCACCUUCGCCGAGUUUGUGGCCAUCGACGAGAAGUUCGUGGCUCUCAAACCCAACAACAUCACCUUCGAGGAGGCAGCUAGCAUCUCGGACGCCGCGCUCACCAGCUAUCAGGCGUUGCAUGAACACGCCAACCUUAAGACGGGCGAUCGUGUCCUCAUCUUGGGUGGCUCCACCGCGACGGGAUUGGCGGCCGUCCAGUUGGCGCGCGCCAUGGGUGCGCACGUGAUCGCCACGGUCAAAAGCUGUCAGGACCACCUUCUCGUACAGUCACUGGGCGCUGAGAAGGUCAUCGACUCGUCCAAGCAAAGCUGGGUUGACGUCGUGGAUGAGCACUCCAUCGAUGUAGUGUACGACUGUGGUGUAGAGCGGAAGGCGUGGAACCGCGAUGCCCAGACUGUGCUCAAGAAGGACACGGGUCGUUUCGUGACCAUCAACCCCAUGAUACAGCCGCGUCCGGCAAAGUUCGGCGCCAAGUGCGUUGGCGAGAUUAUGGUACACGCAAGCGGUGCGCAGUUGAAGGAGCUGUCAGACUUAGUGUCGUCUGGUGCGUUGAAACCUGUGAUCGACUCGGUGUAUUCAUUCGACCAGCUUCUGCCGGCGUUAGAGAAACUGGAGUCGAAAACUGUGCCCGGCAAGGUGGUGCUGCGUACGGCCAAACUUGAAUUGAUGCCUGUACAACUUUUAUAUUACUUGUGUUAG